This is a messenger RNA of Cyanistes caeruleus (blue tit), 3231 nucleotides long. NCBI's taxonomy places the organism in Eukaryota, Metazoa, Chordata, Aves, Passeriformes, Paridae. The record is from RefSeq and is a predicted model, not a curated record.
CGGGGUCGCUGAGGGCCGGGUCGCUGAGGGCUGGACUCGGUGUGUCCGAGCCCACCCCGCCGGUACACCGGGACACAGUUCCUUGGGAUGCUGUGAAAUACCGGAGACGACCGGACGGCCUUUCUGUAAGCGUUUGUGCGUCAGAUUUCCCUUCUUAGUAGGGGACUAAACAGAAACCGAAAUCGGAUCAAAAGCCAGGCUCGGUUUUCAGUGAGAUCCGCACAAAGUACACGAUUCCAAGUUUUUCUUCAGCAGUUCCGUGGCUCAGGAGCAGAAAUAUAAAAAUAGGAGCGGUAGGCAGUGGCAGUGUUGUUGCGGAAGUUUUUCUCUUUGAUUACACCUCUCUGGAGAGCCCCAGCGUUGGUAAUCCAGUGGCUGGUAAGGAGUCACAAGUUUUCUCUCGAAUACAAGCAGCUAAAAUUAACUUUUUUUUUGUAGUUGUUUUUCCCCAAGAGACAUCAGAAUCCAGACAGUUUCUUGCAACAUCAGCCUGCUUUGUUUGGUCUGCACAGUUCAGUCUCUGUUGUUGGGCUUUGUUGCUUUGCCAGGCUUUUGGCUGGCUGUGAUCUGGCAGGGGAGAGCUGAACAGCUGUGGGUUUUAGCAAAUAAAAGGUUAUAAAUUAAUGUAGGUGUUUUCAAGGUGGAUUUCUUGGAAAGGGCAUGAUCCAUGUAGAAAUGAUGCUGCCUGUUUGAGGCAGGAGUAAGGAUGUCUCAGUUCCUAUUGUGUUUGGUUUCAAGACAGAAAAUGAGCAUCUUAGAAAUGAGGUGAGUUGGAGCAGUGUUGUUACUGCUGUGGAAGGUGCCCCUGUGAGCUUUAAGGUCCCUUCUCACCCAAACCAUUCCAUGGUUCCAUUAUCCUGGAACAGGAUCUGUCAGAUAUAAAAAAUAUGGGGUUGACUGCUUUCCAAAGCACUGUUUGUUUGACCUCUCAGAGCCAAGUUAUUUUCAGGGGGAAACUUUUAUCUUCUCAGACUAAUUUAUUAACUUGAAACCUGGCAGUAACUUGUUUGUUCUGCAAGAUUUGCUUUUCACGUAAGGAAAUAAAUCCAUCUGGAUAUUAUCUUAAUGCAAUGUGACUUUUGCAUGUUAAAUACAUUAAUAUCCACCUGUGCUGGAACCUUGAGGCCUGGCUGGGCUCUCUUUAAACCAUGAAUUCACUGAAAUCUUUCUUAGCAUUAUUUUUUUGUUGUGAACAACUGCUUGGAUUUGUUGUUGGUGUCAGUUUCUGCUCGGUAACCUCAGCGACUUUCUCACAGCAAAAAGGAUAUUCCUGCAGUCAAUUUUAUCAUCCACGAAAUCCACUGUAGAAGAAACAUUGAAAUAUGCCCCUACUGCAGCGACUCCAUCCCAAAGUCUGAGAUGAAGAACCACAUUGAGUCUGAGCACGUGCAGGUCACCUGCAAGUGUAGGAUGAAGAUGGAAAACAGCCUCCUGAAGGAUCACGAGGCGUCCUCGUGCCCGCUGCGCCCUGUGCUCUGCCAGUUCUGUGACAUCCAGCUGGCCUUCAACAAGCUCCAGGAGCACGAGCUCUACUGCGGGGCCAGGACCGAGCCCUGCGGGCGCUGCGGCCGCAACGUCCUGGUCAGGGAGCUCAAGGAGCAUCCCCGGCUCUGUGGGACAGAGGAGAAGGUGGACAAGGGCAGCGGGACAGCUCCGGGAUUCGGGAAUGAGGAUGGAGGCGUGAGGAGCCGGCAGGGAGCAGGGGAUGAGCUAGAGAGACCUGAAGUCCUUCAUUCCCAACUUCCUGAGGACUGGGACGGUGACCUGGACUAUGUGUUGGCUCUCAGCCUGCAAAGUGAGAAUAAUCCUCACCAUAAUACUGCAGCUGAUGAUCCCAGGGAUUUCUGGGAAUACGACUACACCAAAGAGCCUGGUCAGUCUGCUCAUGGUGAUGGAACAGACCUGUCCAGCAUCAUCUCCUGUGACUCUCCAGAGUCCUUUGGCAUAUCAAACCACAGCAAAAUAGAUGAGGAGAUGAUCAUGCUGCCCUGCGAGUUCUGCGAGGAGCUGUGUCCUGCUGAAGAUCUGAUCCUUCACCAGACAGGGUGUAACCCAGCAAGUGCCUUUGCCUCGUUCAGUAAGAGAAGUUCUUCUCCAAUUCCAUGGGAGUACGGUGGUCUGCGAGCUGGGAGGUCCAGCAGCCACAGGAGUGUCCCUUCAUCCCAGCCCCAAGCUGUCCAGGCAGAAGGAGACCUCAUGAUUCCAUGUGAAUUCUGUGGCAUCCAACUGGAAGAGGAGAUUCUCUUUCAUCACCAGCACCACUGCGACCUGCGCCCUGCCAGCCCCACAGGUGACGUUCCAGCUCGGGAGCUGCCGGCUCCUCAGCCCCACGGGGACGGAUGGGAAUCGCCGGAGCCGGCUCGGCGGCGGAUCCGGCACCAAGGAGAUGUGGCUCCUUGGCACGCAGAAGGCUUUGGGAAGCUGGGGCUGUGCCCUGCUGCAGGGAGCAGGCUGAGGACGGAGGUGGCCAAGGCCGGGAACGCGGCGUUGUCCCCUCCAGGGAGAGCCGGGGACGCUCCGGCCGCGCGGGGGAAACCCGGGAGGGGGAAUGGCAGCGAGGGGACACCGAAGGACAGAGGUGACUCUGGGACAGCACCCCGGGCAAGACCUGCUCAGCACUUCCAGGCAGAAACCUUCACUUCCAGCUCCUCCAGAGCUGCUCCAGCCCAGCCAAGCUCCGGCGCCGCGGGAGGAAGGAGCCUGGGGCUGGCAGGCGGGAGCAGCGGCCUCCGGCGCCGGAGCUCCAAGGCAAAAGCACAGGGCCCAGCAGCCGGACACCCGGAGGAGUGAGCCCAUGGAAAACAUGGAGCGCCUGUUCCAGGCUCUGCCGGACUCGUCGGUCCAAGCGCAAGCAAAUUCUGACAUUGAGCUUCAGUUUUUAGGCAGUGACCAUUUUCUAAAUCUCUCUCUUUUUAAUCUGUGAGAGCAAAGUUCAGGUUUUUAUGUUUCUGAUGGCCUCAAGCACCACCCCCAAGGCAUCAAAUUGAGUCUCACCUUGGGCCCCACCUGAGUUCUGUGUCCGUGUGGGCUCCUUGUGCUGCUCUGCGAUGGGAUUUGUUUCACCUCGAGCUCUGGGUGUGGCCUGGAAUGUUCUGGCACAGCCGGUGCUCCAGACCUGUCCCUCACACAGCAAGGGUGAGGGUUGGGGCUCCAAGGCUCCUCAGUGCUGCAUUUUCAAGUUAAAAGCUUUUCAAGUUCCUUGGAAUAAAAUUUCUCUGAUGCUGUCCCAAA